AUGGAAGACUGUUUCACUGUAGUGUACGUACACUGGUACACACUACCUUCACCGACGUAUUAGGACUCAUCUCUUACCUGUUCCUGUUUAAUGUCUCUAUUGUCUUCGUGUCCCCGUCUCUGAGAGUCCGUGAAUUUUGUAUUAAAAUUGCUGCCCCAGUGUUUUGUGUGAAUGAAUCAAUAAAGAUUGCCUUUAAGCCCCGUCUUUUGAGACAAUGAAAUACGUAGUUUUUAGAUUUUUGAGGGUUUGAUUUCUAUCACGUAUUUAAUAUAGUAUUCUAGCUUUCCAAAUAUGUCUGGUUGAAAUUGAACCCUUAAUAACGACAUGUUGGGGUACUCUCAUUGUCAUGAAUAACUGUGAAUCGAAAAGAAUCAUAAAUUAAGCAGACUGCACAGACGCACUGCAGUUUUGAAAUUAUGGAUCCAUCAAUAUUUCUACCAUACGCACCGCCUAACGGGCUUCCACAAGAAUCGAAGCUAGUUACAUACAUGAGUCGCUCAACUUCGACGCCCACACGCUCUCUUAACCAUGCUAUAGGGAAGCUCACUUUGGAUUCCUCACCACCAGGUGUUAAGAAGGUAUUGGUGAGCGAAUUUAUUCCGAUGAACUACUAUGUUCCGCCACCGAAUAUGCUUCCCCCAGAAUCACCUGAGGGUCCACCACCACCUCCUAUACCAAUGGCGAAUGCUUCAACUGUCCAUCAGGAGAACGUGGGAGGAACUACCUAUUUCUACUCGACCAAUUCAGACAGCCUCAAUACCACUAGCGGUCUUAAUUCAUCGGCUUCCAUGGUAUGGCUAACAAUACCAGAAGAACCGUGCAUGGACUACUCUCUGCUGAGCACCGCAAGACCAUAUCCAUUGGUAUACCCAUAUUUCCACCAACCAGGUCCGUCUGAGCCAUGUCUAAACGCAGUAGGGCCGCCGAUGGUGUCUCCGUAUGCUUCGCAGAUGUACGCUGGGGCCUUACCGCAGCCAGGGCCGUCCACCAACAAACAAGGUCUAGCGGCGACUUUUUACAAUCCCGAAACAAUACGGUCUGAGAUCUACGACAGGAAUGAUGAUGUUUAUUUGCAGCCUGAUCUCAAUCAGUUUCCAGAUAUACCGGACAGCGUGGACAUGUACGCCGAGCUGGUACCCCUGGAGGGUGCCGUGACGCAUUCGAUGUCGACAUCGUACCGCGCUACUAACCGUCAGAACGGUGAUUAUGUGGCUCUAAGGAGGCUCCAUUCUUACACGUCGCCGGCCUCCAAGCGUCUUGAAAUGUGGAAGCAGAUCGACCACCCGAACAUUGUGCGUCUGGAAGAAUAUUUCAGCACCAAGGCUUUUAACGAUAUAUCACUGGUCCUGGUGUACCAGUAUCAUCCAGCCGCUGUGACUCUGAUGAACAAGUAUUUGUCCGGAAACGGAAACAACUCCGCCGAGGGUGGAGCUGCUUAUCAUGAUCCGUUCUCUUCGGACCCGGAUGCACCGCGUCCGUAUACCCAUCAGAAAAAUGCCAUGCUCCGUGCGGUCGCAUGCGGUGCUUUGCUUCCGGAAGCUGUGUUGUGGAGUCUGCUCGUGCAACUGACGGCCGGCUUGCGCGCCAUACAUACAGCCGGACUCGCCUGCAGGAGCCUGGAGCCGACCAAGGUGAUCAUGAACGGAUGUCGAGUCCGAAUUGCAUGGUGCGGUGCUGCUGAUGCUCUACACAGCAACACCAAUGAUGUAGUACAGGCUCAGCAAGACGAUCUGACCGCUUUGGGCCGGCUGGCACUGGCUCUAGCCUGUCGCACCAUACAUUGCGACAACCUCGCAGCGUCCAUGGAACUCGUCGCUAGGACCUACUCUGCGGAUCUGAAGAACCUAAUUCUGUAUCUGCUGUCAUCCUCGCCUGCGCGUCGUUCCGUUAUCGACCUUAUGCCUAUGAUCGGAGCUAGGUUCUAUACUCAGGUGGAGGCACUGGAGAGACGCGCUGAUGCGUUUGAAGAUCAGCUGUCCCAGGAGAUAGAUAACGGUCGUCUCCUCCGCAUAUUAAUCAAGCUUGGCAUUGUCAACGAGCGUCCAGAAUUGAAUCUGGAUCCUGCUUGGUCGGAGACCGGAGAUCGCUACAUGCUGAAGCUGUUCCGUGAUUAUCUGUUCCAUUCAGUGACGACUGACGGCCGUCCUUGGCUGGACCAAGCGCACCUAACGCACUGCCUGAACCAGCUCGACGGAGGAACUGCUGCGAAGGUGGAGCUGAUGUCUCGCGACGAGCAAAGCGUCCUGGUCGUGUCCUACGCUGAGCUGAAGCACUGCCUCGACCAAGCCUUCGAGGAGGUGAUGCAAGCCUCCGAGCCCGAUUCCUAGCUAGCACUGAACGCUGGGCCUAUGUCUGUGCCCGAGCCAGAGCCCGAGCCGGAAUACGGCUCCGGCUACACCAAUAGCAUACCCAUCAGGCACGGCGACGACCUGGGCUACGUGACCAACGCGUACGGCUUCAGCUUUAGUUUCGGUUAUAUCAACGGGUUCAGCAGGGAGAACAACGUUCCAAUAAACAAUCAGUUUAAUGAGCGCGACAACAACGGCGACGGCGGUAAUGGCGACAACGGCGAAUACUUCUUUGGCGGCCCAGGUAAUGGCAACCGCUGCAGUUGCGGCCACGAUUACGAAUACAUGGAGUAGUUCGCUAAAAAAACGUGACAUUCUCGACUAUAUGUAUUCAUUCAUAUCCGUAUAUAUAUAAUAAUCAAUUCAAUGUUUGUUAGUCAGGUUGAUGUAUUACCACGUAUUCGUAUUCGGAUUGUGUACCAGUAAAUGUGCUGCGAGCACUGUUUACGUACUUAGGAAACAUCGUCCCGAUCAGGACUUGUACUUACGGACAUUUGAUUCUAUGUUUGUCCAAGAUAAGAUUGAAUUGGAUUGCAUCGUACUGGGCUAUGUCCCUGUACGGGGUUCAUUAGGAACCUUUUUCUCGAACAGAGGUUUUUUUUAAAUCUUAUAAUAAUAAACAUAUAUUAAUCACACUGAAGAUUUCAGAUAGUUAUUAUAAACAAGUUUAAUCAUUAUAUACUCCCUUUUGUGUGAACGCAUUUUUAUUCGUAGUAUUUUUGUAGUAGUACACAUGUAUGUUCUACACGUAAUAUACAGGAUGUAAUAGGACUUCCGGUGUCAAUACACUACACCACAUCUCGUUAUUCGAAAACAGAAUUAGGAAUAUAACCCGAAGGUUAUAUAGAUUCAGUAUUUCGUGAUCCCGCAAUGAAUGCGUACAAAAUUCGGGGUCAACAACCGCACCCAGUAUGCAACAAGCGAUGGAACCUCGUCCAAGUCUCUUUCGCGGCGUCAGCCAAUCACUUAUUGUGUUAUGUACGAUCAGCAGUAGAAUUGCAUGGGAUAAAUAAUUUAUUAUAUAUUAUAUAAAGAUGAUUUUAUAUAAAUAAUAUAUUAAAUAUAAAGACAAUUAUUGUCUUUAAUUUCGAGAUCUUGUUCUAUUACAUCCUGCAUAUCAUAACAGCGAUGCGUCGGAGUUAAAUAAUUAAUCAUGUAGAUUUAAGUCAUUGUCGAGAAUGAUCACGUAAGCCGUUUUAUUACAUUUCAUUAGUAUUUAUAUAAUAAUAAACGUAGUGUUUAUAUGUAAUAGUAAUGGUGGAAUUAUGAUUCUGAGGUGUAUUGGUCCGGUGUUCGAUCGUUGCCUGCAACAUUUUUUUUUUAAUAUGAACGCCUAACCUAUCUACGUAAAUGAACGGUAGAUUCAAAUUAAUUAACAUCAAUAAAACAGAUGUAAUGGCUUAAUUAUGAAUAAAACAUACCGUUUCUUUUUCUUCUAUUGUGGGUAUGUAACGACAACUCGGAUUGUUAAACGAUCUCAUUUUCAAAGCGAACCUAUGAGGGGACCGCGUCAAUCGCGCCGCUCUAUUUAGUGUUUUUUUUUUCCAAGAUAACUUAGCAAUUAAACCAUUUCGUAUAAUAAUCAUAAUCUAUAGUAUUUCCGGAGCGCCUAAUGGCUGCACGCUAAGAUUUAGCCGCCCGAACAAACAUUCCAAGCUAUCAAUGUGUAACGAUCAAAUGUUUUGUGGAUUAUUGGUAUGAUGACGGCGCCGUCCAUCGAUGAGCGUUUCGCGACUAACGACGGUAGUGUCGACCAAAACGAUCAUUUUGGAGCACGAACACGUUUAUUUUGGAUUACAUCGACUGUCGUGUAUUGUGCGAAUUUGUGUUUUUUUUUUUUGUCCGAAAAGCGCAAACGCUCAUUUUGUACUUUGGUCACGUAGAUCUGAAUUUGUAUUGGGCCUUUUAUGUGUACUUACAAGUCAGCUGCAAGACCCAAAACAGCAGGCAUGUGACCGUCGACAACGGUUGUGUUUUUUAAUUAAAUUUUUUUUUUUCUAUUUUUCAUAUCCAUUUUUUUUUCUUAUAAUUUUAUUGUGAAGUUAACGAACCACCAAAUUAAUAGGAAACGUAUUACAAUUGAUUAUGUAUCGGCUGUUUCUACUUAAGAGUAGUAUUAUAGAAGCCUAUUGGCUGCUGGAGUGGCAGGAUAUUCACUUAACAAUUUUAAUAGACUUGAAAAAAAAACUUAAUUUUGCAAAAUGGUACUGCAUUUUCAAACCUCAAAAAAUAUUUUCUUUAUAUGCACUGCUAUACAUUGCAUGGUUAAAACGUUUACUUUAUAUUUAUUAUUUAAUAGUAUAUUUUUUUUCUUGAUUUAGCAAAUUCCGAUCUAUGUAAAGAUGGACAUUUGUAAUGGAGAACGAAAUAUUUUCUGAUAAUUGUAAGUGUACUUCUUUUUAAUAAAUAAAUAAAGCUCUGA
This is a messenger RNA of Bombyx mori (domestic silkworm), 4770 nucleotides long. RefSeq names its product PAN2-PAN3 deadenylation complex subunit PAN3 (gene PAN3). Gene Ontology annotation, biological process: protein phosphorylation; nuclear-transcribed mRNA poly(A) tail shortening; mRNA processing. Gene Ontology annotation, cellular component: PAN complex; P-body. The coding region runs from base 417 to 2327 and encodes 636 amino acids. Gene Ontology annotation, molecular function: poly(A) binding; ATP binding; protein kinase activity. The record is from RefSeq and is a predicted model, not a curated record. Lineage: Eukaryota; Metazoa; Arthropoda; Insecta; Lepidoptera; Bombycidae. The transcript is spliced from 17 exons.